Messenger RNA from Malurus melanocephalus (red-backed fairy wren), 2147 nucleotides. It is a transcript of the gene RRM2, whose product is annotated as ribonucleotide reductase regulatory subunit M2. The record is from RefSeq and is a predicted model, not a curated record. Gene Ontology annotation, cellular component: cytosol. Bases 48 to 1241 code for a protein of 397 amino acids. Gene Ontology annotation, molecular function: ribonucleoside-diphosphate reductase activity, thioredoxin disulfide as acceptor. Gene Ontology annotation, biological process: deoxyribonucleotide biosynthetic process. The transcript has 10 exons. NCBI's taxonomy places the organism in Eukaryota, Metazoa, Chordata, Aves, Passeriformes, Maluridae.
CCGCUCGUYCCGCUCCUGCUGCUGUUACUCCUGCUGCCAUUUCAGCCAUGCUGUCCUCCCGCGCCCCGCUCGCCGCCCGCCACGACCAACCUCGGCUGUCGCCCAAGAARAGCCAGUCCCCUAUGAAGAACCUGUCGCCCAUGAAGGGCCUGGCGCUGAGCGACAAGGAGAACACGCCCCCCGCGCUCAGCAGCGCCCGUGUCCUGGCCAGCAAGACCGCCCGCAAGAUCUUCCAGGAGGCCGACAGCAAUCCGGUGCCGCGGGGCGUGGAGGAGGAGGAGCCGCUGCUGCGGGAGAACCCCCGCCGGUUCGUCAUCUUCCCCAUCCAGUACCACGACAUCUGGCAGAUGUACAAGAAGGCCGAGGCCUCCUUCUGGACGGCGGAGGAGGUGGACCUUUCCAAAGACCUACAGCACUGGGAGUCCCUGAAACCUGAGGAGAAGUACUUCAUUUCUCACGUCCUCGCCUUYUUUGCUGCCAGCGAUGGCAUUGUCAACGAGAACUUGGUGGAGCGGUUCAGUCAAGAAGUACAAAUCACAGAAGCUCGUUGUUUCUAUGGCUUCCAGAUUGCCAUGGAAAAUAUACAUUCAGAAAUGUACAGUCUUCUUAUUGACACCUACAUUAAGGAUUCUAAAGAGAGGGAAUUUCUUUUCAAUGCUAUUGAAACGUUACCAUGUGUUAAGAAGAAGGCAGAUUGGGCCAUGUGCUGGAUUGGGGACAAGAAAGCAACAUAUGGAGAACGUGUAGUAGCCUUUGCAGCCGUGGAAGGAAUCUUCUUUUCUGGCUCUUUCGCAUCAAUUUUUUGGCUGAAGAAAAGAGGAUUAAUGCCUGGACUCACUUUUUCUAAUGAACUCAUCAGUAGAGAUGAGGGUUUGCAUUGUGACUUUGCCUGUCUCAUGUUCAAGCACUUGAUACACAAACCAUCAGAGGAGAGAGUAAGGGAAAUCAUCAUGAAUGCUGUUCUCAUAGAACAGGAAUUCUUGACGGAGGCACUGCCUGUGAAGCUGAUUGGCAUGAACUGCACUUUAAUGAAACAGUACAUCGAGUUUGUGGCAGACCGGCUUAUGUUGGAACUGGGAUUUAACAAGAUAUACAAAGCAGAGAAUCCUUUUGACUUCAUGGAAAACAUCUCUCUGGAAGGCAAGACAAAUUUCUUUGAGAAGCGAGUAGGCGARUAUCAGAGGAUGGGAGUCAUGUCCAAGCCCACAGACAACUCUUUCACCCUGGAUGCGGACUUUUAAGUGAUCUGGGACCAUGUGCAUUAAUGUGCAUUAAUGUGCAUCCUGCCCUGUUUAGGGGAACACUCAGUGUGCUGAGUCACAGUGUGACUCGAUUCCUGUGUUGAAAUCCCACUCUUGUAAAGUGUGGUGAURUUGGGAUACUUUAGAAGGCUGGUGUAGCUCCAGCAGUAAAAUCCUUUUUAAUUAGACUUUGCCAAUGGUGUUAAUGCAUAGAAUGCUUAGGUGUAUCUUACAGUACAUGCUAUUCCACUCCAUGAAAGAUACAGGUCCUUCCUUCUGCAAGAUGGGAGGUCGUGGGCACUGACCCCUGGCUUCUGCUGUUCUCACCAUAAACAGAGGAUCAGUUGAGAAAUUKCAGUUGUAAAUUUGUUGAAUAGUCUAGAAAACUCUGGAGGCAACUACAUGAUGACAUCACUGCUUUCUUAGCAGGUUUUAAGUUUACCAUUUUUACUGUUUUGAUAGUUUGUACAUAAACCUGGCACUUUAAAGUUUUAAAUAAACAGCUGUCUUGUAAUAUUCAACAACAGUAAAAAUGCACAUCAAAAUCUUGUGCAGCCUAACCUUUUAUGACUUGUGUUUCUUUCUGGCUGUAAUUUUAAAAUGGUGCUGUGAAUUAAACUUCAUCUUAAAAUAUAUCAAAGAACAGGAAGAAACUCAGUAUGGAAGGUAAAGAACUACAUUGGAUAUUCUGGGUACUGGAAAAUGAGAUGCAGCUGUUUUUUGGACUUGAUUGCUUUUUCUUUAAUACCUGGGAACAGUAUUUCAUGUAAUAAAGAGCUGGUUGGACUCAGUGUUGUACUGGCUUCAGUGCUCCAAUGGGCAAAUCUGUGUGCUGAUUUCCUUCUGAAUCACAAUUUUUGUGAGGAAAUGCAAGUUCUUCAGGAAAUAGCUGCUUAGUCAUGUGGU